AUGCCUCCCACAAACGCCCUCGAUCUCCCUCUCCUCCGCCAAAAGCCAUCCUACGAGACACUUGUAAACUCACUCGAAGCUCUCACAAUUGCUCCGUCAACAUGGUCGGAGUCCGAAAUCUCGGCUCUCGCAGAGGAAGAUGCAGCAGGUAUACCCCGUUACCUCACCUCGAUCCUGAGCAACGCUUUCGAUUGGCUGCAAGAUCAAACGAGCGAGAAAAGUCACGGUUUGUUGGCUGAGGAACAGAAAGAGGUCUUGUGGAAUCUAGCUAGUCAAAGAAUGACCGAAAGAUGUGGAAGGAGUGCACAAGGCGAAAUUACUCGAACGUGGAGAAUUGCUGCAAAUGGGGAUCACCCAGACAUGGACCUCGUAAUCCGCGAACCUCCAUUGACCGGAGAUACUCUUGGUUUCAAAACCUGGGGCACAGCAUGGGCAAUCGCUCAAAAGCUCACCUAUCUCAAAACGGAGCUCUUCCAACACCUCCUCCGGGAACCUACCUACGUAAAUUUUACAAACGAAAACGGCGAGACCUUCACACAAAUCAAGCGUAGAGAUUCGCUAGAGCGGCCUCAAAUUCUCGAAUUGGGGUCUGGUACUGGAUUACUCGGUCUCGCGGCAGCAGCCAUAUGGAGCGCCGAUGUCAUCGUCACAGAUCUCGAAAUCAUACAAGAAAAUCUCGGUUAUAAUUGUUUUCAAAAUAUGAACAUCAUAGAGAGUAGGGGUGGGUAUUGUGCGCCUGGUGUUCUAGAUUGGACGGACUUGGAGAAUUCUGAAGUUACUGUUGCAGACAAUGAUGAUAAAUUCGAACUGAUCAUGGUCUCCGACCCCCUCUACGACUCCCACCACCCCGCUCUCGUCGCCAACGCAAUCCGUCAUUUCAUCAAAGUCGACGAAGGUUCAAGGGUCUUGGCUGCUGUCCCGAAGCGCGAUGCGAAUACGAGCAGGAUGGUGCAGGAGUUUUGGGAGUUGAUGGCAGGCAAUGGAUUUUUGCUGAUUAGGGAAGAGUCGGAGAUAUGUCGUGAUGAUUGGGGGAAUGAUGGGAAUGAGGUGACAUGUGUGUGGGGUGUUUGGAGGUUGAGUUAA
Glarea lozoyensis ATCC 20868 is the source of this 1083-nucleotide messenger RNA. Its product is annotated as S-adenosyl-L-methionine-dependent methyltransferase. The transcript is spliced from 5 exons. Bases 1 to 1083 code for a protein of 360 amino acids. Lineage: Eukaryota; Fungi; Ascomycota; Leotiomycetes; Helotiales; Helotiaceae. The record is from RefSeq and is a predicted model, not a curated record.